ACAUGUCGCGAGCGGGGUUCCGAGCCGAGCGGACGGACGCGGGCGCCUCGGUGCCCCAGGGGCUGUUGAAGGCCGCGAGGAGGAGCGGACAGUUGAACCUGUCGGGCCGGGGUCUCCGCGAAGUGCCUCAGUGUGUCUGGAGAAUAAAUGUGGAUGUUCCCGAGGAAGCUAACCAGAAUCUUUCGUUCAGUGCUGCCGAGCGGUGGUGGGAGCAGACAGAUUUGACCAAACUCAUCCUAUCCAGCAAUCAGCUUCAGUCGCUUACAGAUGACCUGCGACUCCUGCCUGCGCUUACUGUUCUUGAUAUACAUGAUAAUCAGCUGACAUCCCUUCCUUCAGCUAUAAGAGAGUUAGAAAAUCUUCAGAAACUUAAUGUCAGCCAUAACAAACUGCAAAUACUUCCUGAAGAAAUUACAAAUCUAAGAAACCUGAAAGGCUUGUAUCUCCAGCAUAAUGAACUAACUCGUAUACCAGAGGGAUUUGAACAACUUUUCAAUUUAGAAGAUUUGGAUAUUUCCAACAAUCGUCUUACAACUGUUCCUGCUAGUUUUUCUUCUCUCUCGAGUCUGGUGCGACUCAACAUUUCCAGUAAUAAGCUGAAGAGUUUGCCAGUGGAAAUAAGUGGAAUGAAAAGAUUAAAGCAUUUGGAUUGUAAUUCAAAUCUUUUAGAAACUGUACCUCCUGAAUUGGCUAACAUGGAAUCACUAGAAUUGCUUUAUUUACAGAGGAAUAAAUUACGUUUUCUACCAGAAUUUCCUUCUUGUAGAUUAUUAAAGGAAUUACAUGUAGGUGAAAACCAGAUUGAAAUAUUAGGGCCAGAACAUCUUAAGCAUCUGAAUUCUAUCCUUGUGCUAGACCUGCGGGAUAAUAAGUUAAGAUCUGUUCCAGAUGAAAUUACACUACUACAGUCUUUGGAAAGGCUUGACCUAAGCAACAAUGAUAUUAGUAGUCUACCCUGUUCAUUGGGAAAACUUCCUUUGAAAUUUCUGGCGCUAGAAGGAAAUCCUUUGAGAACCAUACGAAGAGAAAUUAUAAAUAAAGGAACCCAAGAAGUCCUAAAAUAUCUGCGAAGCAAGAUUAAAGAUGAUGGACCUACCCAGAGUGAUUCUGUUGUUGAGACUGCCAUGACAUUACCAAGUGAAUCCAGAGUCAAUGUACAUGCUAUCAUCACAUUAAAAAUAUUAGACUAUAGUGAUAAACAAACAACUUUAAUUCCUGAUGAAGUAUUUGAUGCAGUAAAAAGCAACAUUAUCACUUCCGUUAACUUCAGUAAGAAUCAGCUAUGUGAAAUUCCUAAAAGGAUUGUGGAACUGAAGGAAAUGGUUUCUGAUGUCAAUCUCAGUUUUAAUAAGCUUUCCUUUAUAUCCUUGGAAUUAUGUAUGCUUCAGAAAUUGACUUUUUUAGAUCUCAGGAACAAUUUUUUAAAUUCUUUGCCUGAAGAAAUGGAAUCGCUGAUAAGAUUACAAACAAUUAACCUUUCCUUUAACAGGUUCAAAAUACUACCUGACGUUCUGUAUCACAUUCCCACACUUGAAACUAUUUUGAUUAGUAACAACCAGGUUGGAUCUGUGGACCCUCAGAAAAUGAAGGCAAUGGAAAAUCUGAUCACAUUGGACCUUCAAAAUAAUGACCUCCUACAAAUUCCACCAGAGCUUGGUAAUUGUGUGAACUUAAGAACAUUACUACUAGAUGGAAAUCCAUUCCGUGUUCCUCGAGCAGCCAUAUUAAUGAAAGGAACAGCUGCUAUUCUGGAAUAUUUGAGAGACCGGAUUCCUACUUAAAUUGGAGCUAUUUUAUAAUCUUGGUCAUGUUAAUUCUUAGACUUCUUACAUUGAUAAAUAACAUUUUUCUAAGGUAUUAUGCAUUUGUAAAGGUGAUAACCACAUGCAGUGUUCAUGCAUUUAUUCUAAAUGUUUUGUAUAAGAUUUAUCUUACUUUCAUUCCUUAUAAGAUAGCAGUUUCUUCAAAAGUGAAUUUUUAAGUUAGUUUGAUAUUUUUAUAAUGAUAAAACAUUUUUGUAAAAGUGGGGAUUUCCCCCUAUUUCUGUUUGUGUUACAUAUUAUGUGAACCAUUGAUUUGAAUAUGACCAUCUAAUUUCUACCUUUUUGUUAGACAUAAAAUUGAAUUUCAUUCCAAACUGUUUUUUGGUGUAAAAAAAAUAAGACUUUUCCUUACUCAUGAUAAGACUUUUGUGAUGUGAUUGGUCUUGGUAUAAGUUUUAAAUUAACAUUCACUGUCUUGUUUUUGUUUUAAUCUAGUUGAAAUGUUACUUGUUUAGCCUUUUCCCAUUUUAUGAAACCAUUUUGUCAGAAUUUCUAAUGUAACAGAAAUGCUAUAUGAAAUGUAGUUACUGGUAGAGAAAAUAGGGAAGAGUGUUAAAAUUGUUCUCACAGUUUUGAAUCUAAAAUUUGACAAAGUUUUUUUUUUUUUUUUUUAAAUGACUUCUUAGUAUUAAGUUUCCAUACAAUGAUCUAGUACUUCUGGAUUCAAGAAAUUUGAAUUUUGAAUUUGAAGGGAUUGGAUCUGCAUAUUUUUCCCUCCAAGUAUGUUUGUUCUUCUUUUUAAAAGUGCUGAAGAGCUUAUUUUAUUAAUUCAAUAGAUAACAGCAACAGAAAAUAAUAACAUGUAUCACAUAGAAAUCCUGGAAAUUUCUUAAGUACUUAUUACUAAGCAGGUAUUUGUAUACAUUAUCUAUCUGUUGGUGUGUUCUAAUCCAACCUUGUCUAUCUUUUUUAUUUCCAGGGCCUUACUUUUCAAAUUUGCAUCUUAUCUUCAUAAGACUAAACUUGUUAGCCAUGUGGAAAUUUUCUAAAAGGGAAUUUGCUAUAGGUUAACUUGAUUUAGUAAAAAUAAAAUAGAAAUAUUUUUACUUACACCAAAAAUGUCAGAGGUAAAAUGUCAGAGGUCGGCUGAUCAGUCAUGAUGAAACUCGCCAUGUGAUUCUAUUAAGUAACCAAUCAACAGAAUGUAUAUUAAUUUAUAUAGUUAGGUAGGUAGCUAGCUUGUUUUUGGCUCAUAGAGGCAUACUUAUGAAGAAAAAUCAUUGCUAGUAAAGAUAAAUACAUGUUCAUAAUAAAAAUUACAUUUUUCAAAUAUGGA
Nyctereutes procyonoides (raccoon dog) is the source of this 3099-nucleotide messenger RNA. RefSeq names its product leucine rich repeat containing 40 (gene LRRC40). The record is from RefSeq and is a predicted model, not a curated record. Lineage: Eukaryota; Metazoa; Chordata; Mammalia; Carnivora; Canidae. Gene Ontology annotation, molecular function: protein binding. Bases 3 to 1781 code for a protein of 592 amino acids. The transcript is spliced from 15 exons.